AUGGCGGGAACACUGAAAAGGCUAAAAGUACCAGCUCUGAAUCUCUUUCUGGAAAAGCACCAAUUGGGAAAUAAGAAAAUGAAGAAAAACGAGAAGCUAGUAUUAAUUUCAGCUUGUUUAGCCAAAGCCCAGCUUGACAAAGCAACUAUUGAGCAAGCUGCGAGAAACGUUAACGUGGAAGAAAAUGUUGAUUUUCAUGAUGGCGAACACGAGGAGGAGACAGGGUACGAUGACGAUGACUAUAAUAGUGUUCACGCAGAUGAUACUGAUGGUGAUGACAACAAUGACUGUGGCGACAAAGAGUAUGAUGGCAGCAGCAAAAACUACGAUGUUGUUCUCCAAGAGAUUGGAAGUUCCAGCGAAGAAGAGGGAGACGAUGAUGACUAA
Molecule: messenger RNA, 387 nt
Organism: Porites evermanni
Lineage: Eukaryota; Metazoa; Cnidaria; Anthozoa; Scleractinia; Poritidae
Source: the annotation of a GenBank genome assembly